AACAACAGAAAAAAAAAGGAUGAGUGAGCAAUUCGAUGUCCGACAAAAUUGCGUAGAGGUUCAUCGGCUUGGUGAUCGAAUCUAUCGUUUUGAUAAGCGAUAAGGAGUCUGAUCCGAGUAUAGUAAUUCAUACGAGGAAAUUAUGGACCCUGAGAUCAACAUUUUCUCUGAGAAAACAUAUGAGGAAAAAGACAACAAAGGCUUCGAAUGCACAGCUUAAAACUGAUCACAGUCGGAAUGCAAAAGAGAGUCAAUUGUGUUAGGGACAUGAUGAGAUAUCAUGUGCCUGUUGGGAGGUGGAGAUUGUUCGGGUCCGUGAUAUGAUUAUUAUCUUACAUGGUCCAGCUCCAUUAAAGUGAGACAACCGACUAUUCAUCAAUUAUUUUAUGAAUUUAUAAACUAUAGUCUUUUUACAUAUAUUUGACAACCAAAAAGUUACCAAAUUUCCCUGUAUGGUCAAUUUGAACCAAAAAAAAAAAUUCUUCAAAAUCAAAACCUGAAUACAUCAAAAGAGGCCUUUCCUUUCUGCUAUACAGAUUAAAAAGCGUUGUCGCAAAAAGGGAAAUAAAAUAAAAAGUUUCUUUUGUCUUUUCUUCUGUAUCCACAAAAAAAAAAAAUGGCGACUGUUCCUGACACUGAAGAAUCGAGAACUGUUGUCGAAGAAGAUCACGAGCACGACUCGUUGAAGAAGCUAGCGACCUCAUUUCUAGGCCUGAGCUUCUCGGUGAUGCUAGCUCACCUCCCCAGCGACGCGCUGUCCCUGGUCCCGCGGCUGAGGACGGAGGUCGACGAGCUGAAACAGCGGCUCGCGGCGGCGGAGGAGCAAGUCCGCCAGAUGAAAUGUCGGCGCGUGGAGGACUCGAAAGCGAACGCGCGCGUGGUGGAGAUCUUCGCCAGCAACAGGAACGCGUGGCAGGAGGAGGAGAAGCGUCUGCAGAACCGGAUUCACGAGAUGGAGGAGGAGAGGGAGGAGUUCGUGGACAGGAUACGCGAGCUGGAGAGAGAAGUGGGCGAGAGGGAUGAGAUGAUUGGGUUUAUGUCGAGAAGAGGGGUUCAGGAAGAUGAUGAUUCCACCGAAGGUUACGGUGCGGAUCUCCACACUGUAUCUUUUUCUCCCCCUACAGCUUAUCCAAGCUCUCAUCAGUUGUGGGCGGAGUCUCACAACACUAACCCUUUUCAGGAUGUAGAGUAUGAAUCUUUGGAAUCUAUGUACCAUAUGAAGCAAUUUGUGCCAAGGGAAUCACCAUGGAAGAUAGAUAGUGAAGCAACAGGUGUUUCUGCCAAGCUGAGGUUACUAGAAGAGGAACUAGUAAAUCUUGAGAAAGUUUGUCCUAGUGACAUUUCAAAGGUCUCGUCUUUGUUGAGAAAACAGGCAAAUAGGUAUCAAGCUCUCUCAGGGAAGAUCGAUGAUCUAUGCAGAAGAAUGAGUAGUGAUCCUUGCGAUGCGACACUAGGACCCGAGUUCAGGACACAAAGACAAACCGAGUUUCUGCUCGAGUGUUUCAGAUUUCAGCAGCGAGCAUCAGAGACGGGGCAGAAGCUAGUUGCAUUGCAGACGGAAAUCACAAGGAGCAACCAAGGAGAUCAACUUAACCAAGCCAAGAUGAACACAAGAAGGUCACUGGAUUUGAUCAAGAACAACUUGAAAGAAGUUCAGAGAAACCUCGAGAUUUGGCUGGCUAGGAUCAUUGGAGAUCUCGAAGGCAUACUUGCUAGAGACGGUGCUUCGCGUGUAAGAGAAUUCUACGUUGCCCGUUACCCUUUUGUUCAGUAGAAUCAGAACAUCUCUGUUCUGUACCUUUUUAAGUCUAAUUCGCUGUUUUUUUUAAUUGUUUCUUUUGCUUUUGAGAAGUUUUAUAUGUUCUGUAACCGUAGUUAACAUGCAAAAGAUCACUGUAGAAAUCUAGAUUCGGGCUGAUGAAUAAACAGAUUGUGUAAUAACU
Raphanus sativus (radish) is the source of this 1943-nucleotide messenger RNA. RefSeq lists its product as uncharacterized. Bases 617 to 1774 code for a protein of 385 amino acids. NCBI's taxonomy places the organism in Eukaryota, Viridiplantae, Streptophyta, Magnoliopsida, Brassicales, Brassicaceae. The record is from RefSeq and is a predicted model, not a curated record. The transcript is spliced from 5 exons.